Molecule: messenger RNA, 2102 nt
Organism: Osmerus eperlanus (European smelt)
Lineage: Eukaryota; Metazoa; Chordata; Actinopteri; Osmeriformes; Osmeridae
Product: ly6/PLAUR domain-containing protein 1-like
Exons: 3
Coding region: 146-565 (139 amino acids)
Biological process (GO): acetylcholine receptor signaling pathway
Molecular function (GO): acetylcholine receptor inhibitor activity
Source: RefSeq, a predicted model, not a curated record
CAGCCCGGCUGCUGCUGAAGUAAAGGUGAGAGCGGCGCGGGACGGGAAGGCUGUGCCAUGCGCGGACGUCUGAUCGUUCGAAGGAUUCUAUCUUCCUCGAAAAGCCAGGUCUAAUGGUUAUAUCUCCAACGGCACCAAGUAGAGGAUGUGGCUGUUCACUUUAACAACUUUGUUCUGGUUUAUAUUCAAGUCAGGCAUGGCUCUGCAGAUCCAGUGUUACCAGUGCGAGGAGGUGACCCAGAACGAGUGCUCCACGCCAGAGUUCAUCGUGAACUGCACAGUCAACGUGCAGAACAUGUGCCAGAUGGAGGUUCUAGUCAAGGAGGAUGGGGUGUACUACCGCAAGUCGUGCGCGGCCUCCGCCGCCUGUCUCCUAGCCUCCUCCGGCUACCAGCAGUUCUGCACCGGGAAGCUCAACUCAGUGUGCAUCAGCUGCUGCAGCGAGCACCUGUGUAACAAGCCCCGGCAGAAGAAACACCCGGCCCAUUCGCACGCCUCGCCCCUGAGCCCGCCACCCCUGCUCAGCCUCCUGCUCCUCCUGCCUUCAGCGGUCAUGCUCUGCUGAUGGCGUCGUGAGAGUCAGCUGGGUCUUUGUAAAAGAAGAAAGAAAGAAAAAGAAGAAGGAGGAGAAGAAACGGUGUGAUUUUGAGUUGACGAGGUGGGCAUCCUGUUCUGCUGUCGGUGCUGGAGAGGUUGAAAGGUGUGGGUGGGAGGAGGAGGUACUUAAGGAUGGUGAUGGGGCGUGUUCGGGAUGUUGACACCGUGGGCAGGGUGAGGGGACGGAGGGCAGAGAGACACGAGGGUAACUGGCACAUGAUGGGACAAUGACAACAACGUAACUGUUGUUAGAUGGACUUUGUGGUGUUCCUCGUGUCUACAUAGAGUACCUGCCUACACUGUGUGAAGUAUGUAUUUAUGUGUAAGUGAAAAUCCACUGACAAUGGAAAAAUGAAGUCAUUUAUACGUUUUAAUACCAUUAUGUGAUGUUCAAAAGUGAGUCCCAGUAAGGGUUCACAAAUCAUGAAUACUGUUACAUAGGUCAUACUAGUGGAAGAAAAAUGCAGCCAGGCUACUAGGCUACUGUAGUAAGAGAACACACCAAGUUUUUGCGAUGGGGAAUUGAGUCAAGUUUACUGAAAAACAAAAAUCACCAGUUGACAUAUUUAGUUCAUGUAUUUGUGAAGUGUUUUGCCAAAAUGAAAGAUAAUCAUUUAAGAUAGUGUAUUUUACAGACAAUCCAUGUGUCUACUUUUUGUGACAUGGGGAAUAAUGUGACUUCUUUUCACAGAUAUGUAUUCAAUGAAAGAGACAGCAAAUAUGACUGUAAUGGGCACACUCAGAGAAGUCUGUAAAUAUUGAUGUACAUUUGACAGGAUUAAUGACUGUACCUUUUAUUCUGCAGUGUUUUGGUUACUAAUGCUUUUUUCAGACAUAACACUGUCAUCAACAGUUUGGUCACAACUGAAAUCUUGGCUUAGUAAGGUUUGGUCAUAUCUAAUUGAUUACUUUGGUUAAGGUUAUGUAGAAUAACUUUGGUUAUCAUGAUGUAUAAUUUCAGUGGAUUAAAGGUAUUUCAAUGACAAAGUAAGUGCUAGCUUGUUUUUUUAUUGUUUACAUUUGUGUUUGUUUAAUGGAGAGAUGAGUUGGCUACAAUUAGUUUGCAAGCUAACUGCAGUUCUGUUGCCAUGGAUAUAUUCCAUUGAUUCUGCAGCGUCUCCCACUGGCCCGUUGAAAUCUGAACUUCCGCAUUGGAAUGACGUUGUUGUCAAAACUUGUACUGUCGGUUGACCCAUGUCUUUAUCCAUCUGCAUAUUUUCACUCACUGAAGUUCUCAUGUCUAAACUUGGAAUAAGGAAUAAACUCAUACAGCCAUGAAAUGUGUUGAAUGAAUGCCCUGUGGAACUUACUAAGGCAUAUUUAUUUGCUCUCCACCAAAGUGUGGAAUGUAUGUUUACAAAAGGACGAUUAUCUAUGUUUGUUUCAAUGUGCAGAAUAGUCCUUUUGCAGCAAAUAUGUAGGCUAGGAUUUAGAAAAACAUCUUCCCAAAUGGAGCCAAAAAGCCUGUCUUGCAUUUCAAUAAAUGUUAAGCACUGCCUGUUAAA